Molecule: messenger RNA, 2145 nt
Organism: Pichia kudriavzevii
Lineage: Eukaryota; Fungi; Ascomycota; Pichiomycetes; Pichiales; Pichiaceae
Exons: 1
Coding region: 1-2145 (714 amino acids)
Cellular component (GO): intracellular anatomical structure; catalytic step 2 spliceosome
Molecular function (GO): ATP binding; RNA binding
Source: RefSeq, a predicted model, not a curated record
AUGAAGAGGGACAGCGCGGAGGUAAAAGAAGAGAGAAUUGACAGUGGUUUAAAGAGGCCGAAGAAGUUAGACGGGAAACCGUACACAAACUCAGAAAGAGAAUGGCAAGAUAUACAACUCCAGCGUGCCUCGGUACUAAAGGACAAACAGGACAACAAGGCGGAAGACUACGACCUAGUUUAUGAAAAUGCCGUUCAGUUUAUUCCUGAUGUAAGUGAAGAAAUGAAAGAACAAAUUGAAAUAGAUGAGCUAAUAGAGAAGGAGGAGGAAAGAAUUCAAAGUAUAGAGGAAACUAAGAAGUCGUUGCCUGUUUACAAGUUUAAACAGGAGUUAAUCGAUUCGAUUAAAGCUAAUCAAGUGCUGAUUAUGGUUGGUGAAACCGGUUCGGGUAAGACAACCCAGCUACCGCAAUAUCUCUUGGAAGCCGGGUAUGAGCAUGUAGGAUGUACACAACCACGUAGGGUUGCAGCAAUAUCGGUGGCGACGCGUGUGGCUGAUGAACAGGGCACCCCACUGGGUAAAAAAGUAGGAUACAGUGUCAGAUUUGAUGACAAAACUAGCAAGGAAACACAGAUCAAGUACAUGACUGACGGUAUGCUAGUAAGAGAAUUUUUGGGUGAUAAAAAUCUACUUGGAUACGAUGUUAUGAUCAUCGAUGAAGCGCAUGAACGUACGGUUUCAACGGAUAUUCUACUGGGGCUACUUAAGGAUGUCCUUGCUUGUAGGCCUGAGUUUAGGGUUAUCAUUGCCUCCGCAACUAUCAAUGCAACCAAGUUUUCUGAAUUUUUCAACAAGGCUCCUGUCUUCAAUGUUCCUGGCAGAAUGUAUCCAGUUGAGAUUUUCUAUACUGCACAAUCUGAAUCAAAUUAUGUAGCAGCUGCCAUUACUACUGUCUACCAAAUACACACAAGUCAGGGAAAGGGUGAUGUUUUGGUGUUUUUGACUGGUCAAGACGAAAUUGAAAAAGCAUGUGAGGCCUUACAGGAAACAAUGACUAAAUUAUCGCUGAAACUUAUUGUGUGUCCCAUAUACGCAGGCUUGCCCCCUGAGCAACAAAAGAGGAUAUUCGAUGCAACUCCAGAAGGAUAUCGAAAAAUAGUUGUUGCAACCAAUAUCGCCGAAACGUCACUUACCAUACCGGGAAUUACAUAUGUGGUUGACAGCGGCUAUGUUAAAGAGAGUUCCUUCAAAAAUGGUGUUUCUACUUUAGAAGUAGUUGCAUGUUCAAGGGCUAGUGCGGACCAGCGUGCAGGUAGAGCAGGUAGAGUUGCACCAGGUAAGUGUUUCAGACUAUACACAAAACUAUCCUACCUGGAGAUGCCGCUAAUGACUAAACCCGAAAUAUUACGUACAGAUAUUACACAAGUGUUGUUGCUGCUGUUAUCUAUGGGUAUUGGGGCUUCCAAGCUAAUCCAGUUCCCAUGGAUGGAUAAACCGAAGAAGGAAAGUGUAAGCUCGGGUUUCGAGAAGUUGUACACUGUCGGUGCCGUUGGUGCCAAUGGUGGCAUAACUGAGCGUGGAAUCAAACUAGCUGCUCUACCUGUGAAUGUUUUGAUUGGUAGGGCAUUAAUCGCUGCUACGGAACUGAACGUCUUGGAGAUUGUUUGUGCUGUUGCUGCAAUGAUGGAGGCAUCAGAAGGCGGCGGUGGCGGUGGUGGUAGCAACAUAUGCGAUAAGGAAAUUACACCCAAAUUCUCACAUAAGUACUUAGAUGGUAAAGGCGGCGAUGUGUUAAUGAUGCUGGCCGUGUGGGAUUCCUGGAUUGAAAGUGGUAAGUCUCCACAAUGGUGUCAUGAUUUCCAGGUGAAUAGGAAAACCAUGAAACGUGCUGGCGAGAUUUAUAAACAGCUCCAAAGGGUAACUAGGAGGGUCUUGCAGGACUGUUCUGAAAACCUCCAUGUUUCUACUAGAACAGAUCUGAUGCUUCUCAGGACCAUGAAAGCAUGGGCUGUUGGUUUCACGUCACAAAAGGGUGUCUUACAUGGCGAUCGGUAUUCGGUAGGCGGAAUCCAGGCACGCAUUGCCCGUGGCUCUGCAGUUGAAUCACCUCUCCCUGAGACUGUUAUCUAUUCUACACUUGUUGCCACGGGGGAGACAUGGAUUCGGGGGGUAAUGCCAGUUCCAAGAGAGUGGGUAAAGCUCUAA